Messenger RNA from Neltuma alba, 1141 nucleotides. RefSeq lists its product as uncharacterized. Bases 137 to 1141 code for a protein of 334 amino acids. NCBI's taxonomy places the organism in Eukaryota, Viridiplantae, Streptophyta, Magnoliopsida, Fabales, Fabaceae. The transcript has 3 exons. The record is from RefSeq and is a predicted model, not a curated record.
ACCAUUUCUAAUCUUCCCAACUUCGAAACCCAAAACCUGCAAUAAAGUUGAAUAAGUCCGUGCAAAAAGCUUCAAUUUUUUGUGUGUCAAAUCUCUCAGGGAUUCUCGUUCUCGAUCUGAUAACAACAAUUCGAAAAUGGUCUACUCGUACACACCCACAUACUACUCCACCCUCCAAGACUCCAUUACGUCUCUGUGCAAGACCAUUCUCCCUUUCAGCUUCAAGAAACGGUGUUUGCCAGCAUCGGAGCUGAAGCUGUCGAAGCUGCAAUCCGAUAAUCUCAAAUGGCAGCAAGAUUCUUUCCACCAGAUUCUGAAUCUCAUGGGUCUUCACAAAGAAGGAAUUGUAGCUGAAUCCGAGGUUGUGGCUUUCAGAACAAAUCUGCUCGAGAAACUCAUUGCUUCUCCACCAGAUCAUGAACACCACGUCGUGUUGAGGGAUAAAUUACUCUUCUUGCAGGAGCUUCUUUAUGCGAAAUGCAUUUCUGAGGAAGAGUACCAUUCUUCGAAGAGGCCGUUGCUUCAGAGAUUGGCAGUUCAAGGCGCUGAGAUUGAAGCCCGAGAUGUGAUCGUGUCCGGAUCGAAAGAGAUGAAGGAGAGUUCAGAAGAAGAAUGGUCGGUGAUUGACUUGAAGGACGAGCAAUCAUUUAUGAACAAAGAGAACAUAAAUUCAAAGAUCAAAUCAAAGAAUAUUAAAGGAGCAUCCUCUGUUUUUGGCUUCGUUUCUGCUUACAAACCUGGAAAGAACAGAACAGAGAAGAGCAUAUUCGAAUCCCCUUCUUUGGGUAUGGAUUCAAGGAACGAACCAAUGAGUCCAAAGGGCAAACAGAGCUCGAUUCUUAUGGAGGAAAGUGGACCCCCGGAACCCAUGAAGGAAAGCUCUGGUGCAGAAAAGCUGAAGAGGAAGCCAUUCAAAAGUCUGUUUCAGAAGGAACAGAGAGAUGGCCCUGAAGCAACAAAAAAGCAUCAAUGGGGUUUUGAUGGGUUCAAAAAAUGGAAGAAAAGUGAAUCAGAAGAUGAAGCACCUUCAUCUCAAGGUACCAUAAGAACCCUUGGGGAAGGACCAGACACCAAGCUAAUUAAGAAGAAAUUGCAUUCUGAUGGUUUGAUGGGGGUCUACCAUUUUCAUCAAAAUCUCUGA